AUGUCGCCGGUGCUGGGUAUGCUGCUGCUGAUAGCGUGCAGGGCGGACGGGAUGGGCGAGGAGGACGGGAAGACAGUCGUCCUGCCUUCCUCGUCGCAUUCGAACCACCAGAGGGAGCUUCUCAAGGAUCACAGGACGCGGCUGCACCGGCGGAUUGAAGGGAGGAGGGCGGUGGGGGUUGCCAAGUUUGAGGUUGGAGGCGAGCUUCGGAGGCAGGAGGAUCGCAAGGGAGGCGUCCUCUCCUCGUUCGUAUCCCAUCCGUCUCAGAUCCUUGAUCAGCGGUGCUGGUAUGGCAGGCCUGCUGCUUGUUGUGAACGGCUGCAGCGGAAACCACCUGUUAUAGCGCGUCCCCCUGUGCUGCGACAGUCCAUCUUGAAGAGAUUCAAGUUGUGUGCUCGAAGAGGAUCAGAGGGCAUGAAAGACGGCGACCUGGAUGAUGUGUUAGAGGCGUUCGCUGUUGACAUCGAUGUGGGCAAAGGAGCACAGAAUCAAGAAGGUGGCAGGAGUACCAGGCCCACGCGUGAGUUGAUGAACAAGAUUUCGUCGAAGACUUUCGAUGUGGAUGAGUUGAGUGAGGAAGAAAUUGAAAUGCUGGCAAGUGAAGAGGAGGAGAGACUGAACAGAUUGAUUGAGAAUAAGCCGCCCCCGAUUCAAGAAACGAAGCAAGAUUUCAAGAAGAAUGUCAGGCGUUUUGAAGGGCAAUCAGUCGUUGUUGAUGACAUGUCCAUGGGUUCUGAGACCGAUAUCUUUGCGCAAGCCAACUCUGAAGAAAUGGAGGCGAUCUGGAAUGCCAUCCAAUCAGCGGUUAAGCAGGAGGAGGAGGAGGAGGAGGAGGAACAAGGAAUCGAAGAGGAGGAGCCAUACGUAGUCGAAGAUGUCGAUGCUGAUUUGAAAUAUUCCAGCGGGGAUUUGGAUGCGGGAGACUUUAUGAAAUUACUUGAAGACGACCUUGACCAGUUGCAAGAUGUCGAAACAGACGUCAUUGACGUGAGCAGUCAAACAAUCAGCCCUUCGACGACAGAUGGGCCUGAGAAGAAGAUGGCAGAACAAGAUGGUCCAUUCCUUCGAGGGAAUGAGAAGUUCUCGACCGACGUGAAUCUGCGAAAAUUUGACGAAUCAAUGGAAGAGGAGAACUUUGCGCAAGAUUUCGAUUUUGAAUCGAUGAAGGCUCUCGUGUCAGGCAAGCAGUCUCCUCCUGAUGUAGAAGAAUCAGAUGCAGACGAGUCAGAGGAGCCUGAUGGGACGACUGAAUUCAUAGACACCGGGGAUAUCCGAGACUCCUCCUUGGAUCAAACCAUCGUUCCCCGAGCCGACGGAGGGCCUCAGAUCAUCUCUGAGAACGAGUACGAGAUAGAGAUUCAGAACGCAUUCUUCCGACGGAAGAUUCAAAAGUGGAAGAACAAGACAAUGGCGGACGAGAUGAGCAUGAAAUACUGGGGUCGAAAAGCUCCGGACUUCGUUCCUGCUGACCCAAUGUCUCUAUAUGACGGUGACAUGUCCGCCGACGAGGCGAUAGGAAAUCUGACGGAGGCUAGAGACUUGGCCAUGGCCGCCAUGGAGCAGUACGCAAACGACAGUUUCCUUUUCACAAACUUCAUACAAGGGAUGUACAAUCUUCCGCCCCUGAUCGAGAUUGAGAUCACGGACAUGGCGAAAUAUGAAAACCUGACUCAGGAAAUGAAGAAAGCGAUUGAUAACAUGGAGUUUGAUCGCGCCUUAGAGAUUGAGGAGCAGAUGAACGGAAUGAAAUAUCGAGAAGUCCCUGAUUGGGAUCAGGAUAAGGAAGACAUGAAAUGGUUCGAAGAGGGCGUUCAGAGGAAGAAAGGAUUGAAAUGGGACACAGAUGAAGAUUUCGUGGAGAUCGUGGACAGGGAGCUAGAGGACCUUCUUGAGAAGAUGGACAAGUUGGGGGAGUACUUCAACCCUGAGACGUAUCAGAUUGAGCAGGCUCGCAUACCAUUCUCCGCAACCCCUGGUGCUCGCUUCGACCCCAAACUUGUGGGGAAGGGAAUCGUCCUCUCCAACGACGGCAGGACAGCUACCCGCAUGGAAGCAGGCAGGCCAUCGUUCGCCCUCUUCUCUGCGGGCCAGGGGGGAGCGAAGGAGCCGGUGACAAGGUGGAGGAUCAGGUGUGACAGGUCGAUCAGCAACAUCUUUGUCGGGGUUUUGAAGAUCCCCUUCGCCCCUACUGAGGGGGUUGCUUCUCUGUUGGCUACCCCAGCAUGGUUCAUCAACUCGGUGGGACUAGCGUAUAGAAUGGGCCCCUCACAAAAGGAGGACGAGUACGAGGUCAUCGACAAGGAGAACAUGACGUUCCGCGAUGAGAGCACGAGGGUGUGGGAGGAAGGGUUCAGGUUCAACCCUUCUUACAGGAAGGAAGGGUGCGAGAUGAUUGUCGAUCCACUGACUGGAGAUAUCUCCUGGUUUGAGGCGGAUGAAGUGACCAAGUUGGCGGAGGCCGGGGCCGGCGAUGAAGGGAUCGCUGACUGGGCGGAGCUGCAGGCCACCUGGCUGCUGACCACCUAUGGUCGAGAGAAGGUGGAGGUGGAUCUCUUCCGAUGGCUGCAGAUCGAGAAGAGGAGGAUGAAGAACGAGACUUGGAUCGACACAUUUAAUCGAUCCGUUGACGACGGAUUUUGGGAUGUCCUGGUCAAAGAGGUUCCUGAGCCGGAUUAUGAGGCACUUGGGUACAAGAACUACACAGCCGAAGAGAAAGAACUGUUCCGCCGUGAAAUACUCGCAAACCUUGACAUCCUCAAGUUCGGAGAUCUCUGCCACAUGGAGCUGCUGACUGAUGGAAAACCAGCUGAAGUAAGGAUGGAGUUCAACAGGGCAGAGAGGACUCUUCACUUUCGAAUAGACAACCGGCCUGACUCUUUCCUCUUCCGCAACGUGGAUGCUGAUGCUGUUCCUUUCAUCAACCUGUUCGCAUGCGGUGACGGCGUCACUUUGCUCGAAGAUUGA
Molecule: messenger RNA, 2964 nt
Organism: Guillardia theta CCMP2712
Lineage: Eukaryota; Cryptophyceae; Pyrenomonadales; Geminigeraceae
Exons: 8
Coding region: 1-2964 (987 amino acids)
Source: RefSeq, a predicted model, not a curated record